This is a messenger RNA of Asparagus officinalis (garden asparagus), 1761 nucleotides long. RefSeq names its product peroxisome biogenesis protein 3-1-like. Gene Ontology annotation, molecular function: protein-macromolecule adaptor activity. The transcript is spliced from 7 exons. Bases 344 to 1474 code for a protein of 376 amino acids. Gene Ontology annotation, biological process: protein import into peroxisome membrane. Gene Ontology annotation, cellular component: peroxisomal membrane. Lineage: Eukaryota; Viridiplantae; Streptophyta; Magnoliopsida; Asparagales; Asparagaceae. The record is from RefSeq and is a predicted model, not a curated record.
AAGAUGCCCAUCGUUCUGGCAUUCUCUCUUUCCUCGAGUCGUGCGUCAUUGGUUUCUCAGUAAAAGAGAGCCCUUGUUAUCUGUAAAUUUUUUGCUUCGACAAUUUAACAAAGAUCUCUCUCUCUCUCUCUCCCCCCUCUUUCUCUCUCUAUCAUCAUCUUCCGCUCUCUGUUCUUCUCGAGGGAAGGUCAGAGUUCUUCUUCCUCUUUCUCAAAAACCCAAUUCAAAUCCUUUUCCCUUUCCCCUUAUUGAGCACAGAGAGAUCAAAAAGCUAUCUUCCAUCAUUUUCAGUAUUAUUUCCCUUCUAAAUCCAAAUGGGUCUGCAUGAAAUUAUGAUUUAGCCAUGCUCUCUCUAAGGUCCCUUUGGAGUCGGCAUAAAAGAAAAUUGUUGAUCUCUCUUGGAGUUUUAGGAAGUGGGUAUGCGCUGUACAAGCUUUAUGAUGCUCAUAGACAGAGGACCUUUGAUUUGGAGAAGGAACGCGAAGUCGAUGAGCUCAUUAAGGCCCAGUUGCAAUCACACUUUGAGAACAUUCAGAGAGUUUCAGAUACAGUUACAUUGCCGUAUUCUAUGAACUAUUUGAGGGUGAGGAUAUCUGAGGACUUGGACCUCUCGCAUUUGACAGAGAAGUUGCUACAGGGUAGAGGCCGGUCUAGUGCUCUAUCUCCAAAGGAGAAGAUUGAGCUUUGGGAAAAGCUUAAAGUUCUAAGUUUCACGAGGACAGUGGCUUCGUUGUGGUCGAUGACGAUGCUUUGCUUGUAUGUUAGGGUUCAGGUGAACAUCUUAGGGAGGCACCUCUAUCUUGAAAUUGCCCGUGGCUCUGAAAGCUCUCAGUCUCUGGAUGAUGCAGAUUCAUUUAGCUGGCAUGGUCAACAGGACUUCCUAGCAACUGCUGAUUACCUCUCCACUUAUGGCAUCGGUACAUUGCUUACGAACAUGCAGAAUGCUGCCAUGGAAAUUUUAAAAGAAAAGAAGCUGAAGGAAUCCUUUGGAAAGGAACAACUGCAUGAUACAAUCAUACAGGUAUUGGACCUUUUCAUGAACGCUGGUGAACCAAGCAGCUGGAUAAGCUACUUGGUACCAGAAAAUGCUGCUGCCUACAGGCAGUUAAUGGUUGUGCCCUCCAGUGGUUCUGAUGAUUCCUCCAUGCUCAUGGACAUCAGCAAGCUUGAGCAACUUAUGUUAGAGACCCGUGCAGUCCUAUCAAGCCCUGAUUUCAAGAACGUUGCGGAUAUAUCACUGAGAAGAGUGGUAGAUGCUCUAGUUGAGGAUGUCAUCGUGCACUUCGGAGGAGCAACUGAUCCAUCAUCAUCAUCAGGCGUUCCCUUGGCAAAAACAUUGCCGCGUGUCGCCCAAAUGGGCGCCCUAUUGCUCGAGGAACCUAGCAUCAAUAAAUAUGUCCAGAGCAUUCGAAGUUUGCCCGAGUUCCAACACUUUUACACUCUGUUGUACUCCAACAUGCCUUUGGAGUUUUAAGUUUGUUUUAGAGGGAAAGGAAAUGUUGAGUAGAUGUUAUAUUUUUUGAUAGAAAUGUUAGGAUUAAAUUUUAUAGGGCCCUUGUUUUCCAAUCUGAGGGGUCGGGAUCUCAGAAUAAAAGGGGGGAAAAGCAGAAAUGAAUUUGAUGGGAAUUCUGUAUAUUAUUUCGUCUGUGCGGUCUGCUUAUGAUUUCUUUUAUUCUGAUUGUACUGGAACUAGAUGCGCCCCUCUUUUGAUCCCCUUUUCUCGUAUUUCAACAGUAAAUGAAGAGUGAAGAUUCUGCACGA